Messenger RNA from Lachancea thermotolerans CBS 6340, 1512 nucleotides. RefSeq names its product Gat2p (gene GAT2). The coding region runs from base 1 to 1512 and encodes 503 amino acids. Gene Ontology annotation, molecular function: sequence-specific DNA binding; zinc ion binding. Lineage: Eukaryota; Fungi; Ascomycota; Saccharomycetes; Saccharomycetales; Saccharomycetaceae. The transcript has a single exon. The record is from RefSeq and is a predicted model, not a curated record. Gene Ontology annotation, biological process: regulation of DNA-templated transcription.
AUGAGCGUAGCGACAGAAAAAAAGUCUAUUUACCACACAAACGAAAAGGCCCCAGAAUACGCCAGUGUUUCAAGACCUCAGUUUCAUGCCGGCUCGGUUUGCUUAACUGCUUAUUCACCGACGCAAGAUCAAAUAGUGCGCGAAGCGAAGUGUAUGGGUAAAACUAGUAGACAACCCACGAGACAGAGUGUGCCCAGCUUGGCAAGCCUUCUCAGAGUCAGCCCAUCCCCACUAGACCUACAUGCCGGACAUAAGGAAGCCUCGACUCCGGACUCAGAGCGCACAAUUUCCCGUCGCAGCUCCUUCUCCAAUACAGCCUCUCGCGACCAGAGCAUGAAGGCAAGAGCCAUAAAUUGGCCCACAGAGUUUCAACAGGAGGAACGAGCGGUUGAUUCACGGGCCCCUGCCUACCAGUACGUUAGCAGCCAGCGCCCAAAGCUGCCUACCCAUGGAAGAAAACACUCCUUGGAUUCUUUGAUGACUGCAGCGCAGACUUUGGAAAGAGAAGUUCAAAAGUCCAUGUUAUCGAUCGAGAACCUUGACCGAACGUACCAAGCCAAAAUACUAGGUAUUAUAGAACUUAAAAACGCAAUAUCAGGAAACCUUGAAAACUGGCCAAUUACGAAGGGCGCGCUACAUAUUGAUCGCCACCAGUCAUGUCUCGUCGAUUCAUUACCGCUUAGGAGCAUCGAGGAAAUGCUCCAAAGCUCAAAGAAGCUUGUCGCAGAGGUCACUGAUCUAUUGGCAAUCAAAACCCGGGCCACACCAUAUACUGAAACAGCAGCGCCAUCAAAUCAAAGCUACACUCAUCAGCCACAGCAACAGUUGAUUCUUCCCUCUCCCGCUGAAAUGCUGUCUUGUAGGCAGCUUGGCACCGAUCACCAUGCCUCAAGGAAGUUGAGCUUUUCCAAACAGCCGUUGAAAGCUUCAGCAACGAGGGUCGGAGACAAUAAAGUUUGGCACCAGUCACACAUGCCACAUUUUGACCAAGGCCUGAACUCAGAAAAAGGGGAGACGCAUAGUAGCAAAGAACACAGUACUCAUGACCAAAGACCGACUCAAACUGCGGUCCAUCUAACUUCGAAAAGCCCCCAGAGACUGAGGGACAAAGAACAACAAGCCUUUAGGAUAGAGAAGCCUGAGAGGCUCACAACGCAAAUCUUCGCCCUGACAAAGCCCUCCUUUGACAUCCCUCUGGAGAGCUGCAUGCCGAGAGAUUUGCCCGAAACGAUGGAAUGCGUUCACUGCUCAAGAAAAGACACGCCUGAAUGGCGCCGAGGCCCUUAUGGUAAUCGAACCGUAUGCAACGCAUGCGGACUAUUUUAUGGAAAGCUCGUCAGAAGGUUUGGGGCCCACAGAGCCAAUAUAAUGAUGCACUAUCGUAGACGCACCGCUCCUGAAGACAGGAGAGUGCCAAACGCAUUUUUCGUUCCAGAGUCAUUCUUGAAAGAAUUGCAUCAGGAUGUCACGUUCGAAGAAGUCCCUGUUAGGACUAGCCUCCUAUCACAUUAA